CAUGGCCACUUCAACACCUUCGAGAGCUUGGGACGCGUCCUUUUUCUGGCAGUGGUUCUGUCUCAGCCUCAUCGAAACCAUCGUGUGGACCUUCACGCUCAAAGUCAUGACCAUUUUGGAGCAGUGGCUCUCCCUCGACGUGUACAAAACGCUGCAAGCCUUCCUCAAUUCAUGGCUUAUCUGUUUCUUAACCUGCGCGAUCUUCCACCUCAUCGGAAUUUUAUCCAUCGACGACCUCAUUCCCGAUCGGAAUGACGACUUUGCCAAAUUUUUGGAACAGGUUUUCAAAUUCUAUUCGAACAAGGAUCAAACUCAGAUUCCGACCGAACCAAUUUGGCGAAUCCUACUCGUCUCCUUCUAUUUCGCCAUGAUCGCGUCCUGGUUUUAUUUGGCGGUCAUUGCGGGGACACGGAUCGUGCUGGGUUUCAUCGCCGGGGGGACAGAGGAGGAAAACAACAAGUUUUACAACCUCCUCACCGGCGUCAUGAUCCUCGUCGCGGGCAAAAAUUUCUUGUAUAUGACGCUAAACGUGAUUCAGUAGAUCAAU
Folsomia candida is the source of this 547-nucleotide messenger RNA. RefSeq lists its product as uncharacterized. The transcript is spliced from 2 exons. The record is from RefSeq and is a predicted model, not a curated record. Bases 2 to 541 code for a protein of 179 amino acids. Lineage: Eukaryota; Metazoa; Arthropoda; Collembola; Entomobryomorpha; Isotomidae.